AUGUCCGGACCCUUCCACUGGUGUCACAUCGCGCUCACACCUCAGCAAAAGAGUCGUGCUCAACUAAAAAGGAACGCCUUCAUGCAACCGAUAAAUUUUUUGAACGUAUCCGGACUGCUGAUAUCCGAAUUAACAACACUCGCUUUAUACUGGAACACAAACGAUGCUACGCGCUUCCACACGAGUACUACGGACAUACCGUACGGUUGUAUAAAAAGCGGCCAACGUCACCAACUACCGACGUCGCCGGCAAUUAUGAGCGACAAGCCGACAAGCAAAAAGACGAUCGUUCCACGUCAAGCCAAAACAACUUGA
This is a messenger RNA of Anisakis simplex (herring worm), 315 nucleotides long. NCBI's taxonomy places the organism in Eukaryota, Metazoa, Nematoda, Chromadorea, Rhabditida, Anisakidae. The record is from the annotation of a GenBank genome assembly.